AUGAAUAGUGUGAUGAUGGUAAUGAUAAUGCCCUUGAUGGAUGUCAUCAUUGUUAAAUAUAAUGUUAUGAUCAUUGUUUAAAAUGUAAUCAAGGGAUUUGUUUAAAAUGUGAUGAAAUUAAUGGCUGGUAUUUAACAGGUGCUAAUUGUGAAUUUGUAUGUGGAGAUGGAAUUGUUGCUUAGGGACAAGAACUUUGUGAUGAUUCAAAUUUCAAUCCUUUCGACUUAUGCAAUAAUUUAUUGUAUGCAAUGCUAAAAUGGAGAUUGUCUUAAAUGUGAAAUUGGCUUUGAAUAAGAUUCAUAUACUCGAUAAUGCAUUCAAAUAUGUGGUGAUAAUUUAAUUGUAGAAAACGAAUAAUGUGAAGAUUAGAUGAUUCCAUCAUAUAUAACAUACUGUGAAAAUUGUUAAUUUAAAUGUCAUCCCAAUUGUAUUGUAUGCAAGUUUGGUAAAUGUCAAGAAUGUUAAAUUGGUUAUAUGUUAAUCCAUAACGAAUGUGGAGAAAUUUGUGGAGAUGGAUUAAUUAUUGGGAAUGAGAUUUGUGAUUUAUUCAUAUAAGAUGUCAAUUCUAAUUGCUACAAUUGUAAUUAUAAUUGUCUAAGUGGCUGUUUGGUUUGUAAUUAGGGUAUAUGUCAAAUUUGUUAAGAUGGAUAUUCCUUAGAUGAAUUUUAGUGUAAACCUAUCUGUGGAGAUGAAUUAAUUGUUGAAUUGGAAUUGUGUGAUGAUGGCAAUUAAAUACCAUAUGAUGGGUGUGAUAGUUGCAACUUUUCUUGUGAAGUUACUUGCUAAUAAUGUGAAUUCGGUAAAUGUACAUAUACCGAUGAUGAUGAUGAUCCUACUAUUGAUUGUACCCCAGAUUGUAAAAUAUGUGCACAACAGAAUAUUUGUUCUGGUUGUGAGGAUAACUUUCAAUUAAUUAAUAACCAAUGUGUUCCUAUAUGUGGAGAUGGAAUCAUUAUUGAAGGAUUAGAAGAAUGUGACGAUGGAAAUAAUUUACCAGAUGAUGGAUGCUAUCAAUGUCAAUUUUAAUGCUCAAACGGUUGCGUCGAUUGUCAAUAAAGUCAAUGUAAGAAAUGUGAUGAUUCAUAAUAUACCUUGGAUAUAUAAACAGCUAAAUGUUUAGAAAAAAUCUAAAAUUAAACUGAUACUAAUGUUGAUCCAUCAAUCUUAGAAUAAUAGUAAUAGACAGUUCUAAGAUGCGGAGAAAAUCAAUUACUAAUUGAUAGUAAAUGUGUUAAUUAGUGCGGAAAUGGAAUACUGAUUAAUCAGUAUGAAGAAUGUGAUGAUGGAAAUAGUUUUGGAGGAGAUGGAUGCUCUUCCUUGUGCAAUAUUGAAAAUUCUUAUAAAUGUGUGAAUUAAGAGGGAUAAUUAAGUUCAUGCACAUUUAAUAGAUCUCCAGAAUUUGUUCUUAAUAUUUUAUCCGAUAAAACAAAUUCGACAUAGAUGUUAGAAUUAAUUUUCACUUAAGAGGUUAAAUUAUAAACGGAAUUAAGGUUUGAUGAACUAGCUUUUUUUACAAUAGCCACUUAAACUCAAUAUUUAUUAACCAUCAGUUUCAUUUAAAAUAUUUCUACUCAAUUGAGCAAUCCAAAAUAUUAAAUCUCAAUCUAAUUUCUCGAACCCAUAAUAGAUCCUAUUCUAUAAGUUGAAGUAGAGAGAUCCAUAAUACAGAACUAAUUUGAAUAAGAUCUAUAAGAUUAUUAAAAGUCAAUCAUUCUCGGAACUCCUUUUGUCUUGCCUGAAACUGCAAAAAAAUAACUGACUUCUAUUGUUUAAAUUAAUGACGUUAUGAUGUAUUCCAUGGUAAGCGUGUCAAGUUUGGCAUUGCUGACUGGUAAUGCUAUUAUGUUCUUUAAUUUGCUAGAUUUAUUACAGUCCUUAUCUUAUAUCAAAUUUAUGCAAUAUCAGUUUCCACCACAUUUAAAAGAAUUUCUGAAUACAUACACAAAAGUUUCAUUGCAACCAAUUAUGAAUUAUUUUCAAGUAGAUUAAUUAUUGGCAAAGUUAAAUGGAGGUACUCUUCCUUAUUAAGUCAGCAAUAAAUCUCAAUAAAAAUCCACAGCAAAUGCUUUAAAUUAGUUUUAUUUGCUCAAUGCAAAAAGUUGCUAUUUCUCUGUCUUGGCAUCAAUAUUAACUUAUCUAAUAUAUUGUAUUAUAGUGUCAGAGAGUGUUUAAGAAUUCUUAUUUAAGUUUUACAAUGAAAGAGAUCCAAAUUCUAAAAUUCUAAAACUUAUUGAUUUUUUUUAAUAGAAGAUUUAGAAAAAGUGCUUAUAGUUGAAGUUCGAAUAUUUCUCUUUAGGUAUAUUUAAACUUUACUAAGCAAUUUUACAUUAACUUAUUUUCAGCACAUUAUUACAAUUUCCAAACUAUUAAUUUAAUAGUGCAUUUGAAAUUUUCAACAGCAUUAAUGCAAUUGUUGGAUUACUUUUUGUUAGUUUUGUGACUUUCAAUUUAUUUACCAUUACUUCUGCUCAAAUAAAAGAUUAAAGGAAAUGGAAAUAUUUUUAUUUCGAAUCAAAAACUUCUUUUUGGUAAGUUCAUUGUAAGUCCUUUUAAAUUUACAGAGUAUUAUUUUACAUAAUGAUUAUUGUUUAAUUAAUGAAUUAUCCUGAAGCAUAAUCAAUUUUACUCUCUAUGCUUUCAUUUUUCUAUUUGAUUUACUUAAUCAAAUUUAAACCAUUGUAAUCUCAAUUCGAACUUCUAAAAUUAAUUUUUAGAGAGUUGCUAGUGAUGCUAAUAACUGGAACAUUUCUAAUAUAUAGUUUUGAUUUUAGUUAGGAUAAUUAUAUGCUUUUUGGUUGGAUUCAUAUAGGUAUGUUUUGCUCAAUUUUGGCUUCUAAUCUAUUCAUCGAUAUCUAUGUGUAAAUCUAGAAAAUCUAUGAUAACUACCUGCAAAAGAAAAUUAAAGAUCAAAAUGAAUAAGAGAGAAAAUAUUAUUACAAUCAAUUGCAAAGUUUUAUAUUAAAUGAUCGAGAUUUUAACCCACAAAAUAAGUGUAAUCGAUGA
Paramecium tetraurelia is the source of this 3003-nucleotide messenger RNA. RefSeq lists its product as uncharacterized. The transcript is spliced from 2 exons. Lineage: Eukaryota; Ciliophora; Oligohymenophorea; Peniculida; Parameciidae. The record is from RefSeq and is a predicted model, not a curated record.